Messenger RNA from Coffea eugenioides, 1885 nucleotides. Its product is annotated as probable beta-1,3-galactosyltransferase 2. Gene Ontology annotation, cellular component: Golgi membrane. The record is from RefSeq and is a predicted model, not a curated record. Gene Ontology annotation, molecular function: hexosyltransferase activity. The transcript is spliced from 11 exons. Lineage: Eukaryota; Viridiplantae; Streptophyta; Magnoliopsida; Gentianales; Rubiaceae. Bases 354 to 1583 code for a protein of 409 amino acids.
UACGAAGGCACUGUUAAAAGGGAGACAGAAAGAGAGAGAGAGACAGGUAGAGAGAGGAGGAGAGAUAAUAACAAAGCAAAAGAUAAAAGAAAGAAGGCAACAAAUUAGAAGUGCAAACAAGGCAUCCUUUUCCAGCAUUUAAUAGUUUGCAGGCUCUGUUUUUUCCAGAAUUUUCUGAGUUAGUACUGGUUUCUGGAGCUGACUUUCUUGUUAGAAACUCUGAUUGAAUUCUGAGCAUUAGGGGGAAUUUUGAUUCUGGGCUCUUUUGUUUUGGUUCGUUUGUCGCAUUUGGCAGAUGGGUUUUUGGUGAAAUUCCAUUUGGUUGAGUGAGACGUGAGAGAAUUGUAUAGGAAAUGUCUUUCAAGAGCAGAGGAGGAGAGCAGCAACCAUCGAGAAGCGUCAUAUCUCAAAAAUGGACUAUUUUUCUCUGUAUUGGUAGUUUCUGUGUUGGAAUGUUUUUCACUAAUAGAAUGUGGGCGGUGCCUGAAUCAAAGGGUAUCACAAGAAGUGCAGGAGUAGAAGGAGAGAGCCUAAACUUAGUUUCAGAGGGUUGUAAUCCUAAAUUUUUGCAGCAGAAGUAUGUAAAAAGGGAUUCUAAGGACAUUUUGGGAGAACCCUCUAAAAGUCAGCAAGCCAUACAGACAUUGGACAAGACAAUUUCAAAUUUGGAGAUGAAGUUAGCUGCUGCUAAGGCAGCUCAAGAGUCGAUUCUCAGCGGAUCUCCAAUAUCUGAAGACAUGGAGAAGACUGGAUCGUCUGGCAGAAGAAAAUAUUUUAUGGUUGUGGGAAUAAAUACUGCAUUUAGCAGCCGAAAAAGAAGGGACUCUGUUCGUGCAACAUGGAUGCCCCAAGGUGAAAAAAGAAGGAAAAUGGAAGAAGAGAAAGGAGUCAUCAUUCGCUUUGUUAUUGGUCACAGUGCCACGUUAGGAGGAAUACUGGACAGAGCUAUUGAAGCUGAGAACAAGAAGCAUGGAGAUUUCAUGAGGCUGGAUCAUGUUGAGGGAUACCUUGAAUUAUCUGCAAAGACAAAGUCUUACUUUGCUACUGCUGUUACUAUGUGGGAUGCAGAGUACUAUGUCAAAGUUGACGAUGAUGUGCAUGUAAAUAUAGCAACACUUGGUGAUACUUUAGCAAGGCAUAGGAAGAAACCAAGGAUAUAUAUUGGUUGCAUGAAAUCUGGACCAGUGCUUGCUCAGAAGGGAGUAAGAUAUCAUGAACCAGAAUAUUGGAAAUUUGGGGAGGCAGGAAACAAGUACUUCCGUCAUGCUACAGGACAAUUAUAUGCCAUUUCAAAAGAUUUGGCUACUUAUAUUUCUGUCAACCAGCAUGUACUGCACAAGUAUGCUAAUGAAGAUGUGUCUUUGGGAUCUUGGUUUAUUGGGCUUGAUGUGCUGCAUAUUGAUGAUCGCAGAUUAUGCUGUGGAACUCCGCCUGAUUGUGAAUGGAAGGCACAAGCUGGCAAUAUCUGUGUAGCUUCAUUUGACUGGACCUGCAGUGGCAUCUGCCGGUCUGUAGAUCGGAUCAAGGAGGUUCAUCGGCGCUGUGGGGAAGGUGAAAAUGCUAUUUGGACUGCUGCUUUUUAAGAAUUACCAGCCAUUUCUUCCAAUCUCAGGAAGUAAAAGGAACGUGAACUAGGUGCUAGUUUUCUGUGUCAUGCAAGAGAAUACAGGGUAUAGAAUGUUAUAUACACAGUGGAGAGAGAGAGAGAGAGAGACAGAGAGCCUAGCCCUUCUCCAUUUUAGUAGAGAAGGUGGCUGCCAAAGCAGUCGAUAGCGGGAAAAUGGCUUUCAGUGUACCUUUUUUUUACUGCUCAAAAAAUGCUAAAUUGUAAGACAUAGUAUGUAUAGAUAAAAAGUUAAUAAAUGCAAGAUUUUUUGUGCUCUUA